Linum trigynum is the source of this 582-nucleotide messenger RNA. Lineage: Eukaryota; Viridiplantae; Streptophyta; Magnoliopsida; Malpighiales; Linaceae. The record is from the annotation of a GenBank genome assembly.
AUGCCCCUGUUUCCAACCCUUGAAGGUGAGUUGGUGUUGACUGAAACCGGUGCAGAGGCACUUGUGCGAACAAUGAAGAUGAAAGCAAUGGUUGUAGCUGCUCAUCAUUAUGACUCUCAGCAACAUUCUACUACCAGAACAUCAAUAUCGACAACCACUCCCUCUGUUGCUUCUUCUUUGCUGAGUACGAUAACUGUCGCUCCUCUCUCUAAGUUGACAUAUUUGAGACUCCGAGAGAUGGAUGAGCUGGAACCCCUACCAGCAGAAGGCCUCCCAAACCUCACUUCUCUCCAAGAGUUGACGAUUUGGAAGUGUUCAAGAUUUGCAUCUUUACCCCCAGCGAUGCGACGCCUCACCUCUUUACAAACAUUGAUAAUUAAAGGGUGUAGCCAGUUGCAAGAGCGAUGCAUUAAGGGAGAUGGUGAAGAUUGGCCCAACAUUUCCCAUAUCCCCAACAUAGAACUACUAGGACUGUACGAAGAUACAUUCCAGGAUCCAGGUUGGAGUUCACUAGCUUCUUACUUAUUAGAACCAGCUUAUUCCCUUUCCUUGCCUUUUUCUCCCCCAGCGGUUAGGGGCUAA